CGUGUAGGAAAUAAGACGAACCUGAUUAACGAUCUGAAGAUUGUAAUUUAAUACUAGGCAUAUUUGAAUAACGCUCAUUCGAAUUACAUCUAAAAUGAGUUAAAAAAAAAACAAUGUGUAUAUAAAAAAAUAUUAAUAACAUUAUUCCCAGUGUGUAUAAAACGCAAUAUCAAAUGCGAAAGAAACGCAAUAUUUCCGGAAACUGGAAACAUCGAAAAAAGUUCAUCGAUCGAUGACGAGACGAACCACUGGGAGUGGAAGCUUUAUCCGACAUGAAGCAGACACAAAGAAAUGUGUAUACAGGUACGUAUGUGCGAGAAAGAGAAAUAACGAUAGAUAAAGCUCAGGAUAAAAGCUCUGCGAAAACCUCGACGGGAACAACGACGAGAGAGGGAAAAGCAUAAUGUUGCGUUUGGGAUCUGAUCGGAAGUCGACUUCGAGCGUCAUUCAGUAAACGAUCUUUGGAACGAAAGUACAUAAUCGCGUUGCAAAAUUUUCGUGAGUCAGUUUUAGAACUUGUGCAGCCAUGAGUUCGAAGAAACACGACAUUGCUGCAGAAAAUGCUCCCCUGAAGAAAAAGAAAAAGUCCAGAUUGGAUGCCGCCAUGCAGGAACUAUCAGAAGCAAACUCGAGCAAUGCAUUAUUGGCUGAGAAAUUAGCCAAGGCACAAGAAACGAUCCGCUCACUACAGACCAGCCUAACAUCCGCUAGGAGCGAGUGCGGAGAUGUAAACAGCGUCGAAUUCGAGAAUGAACUAGGGCCAAGCAGUACAAAACAACCGAGUGCACAACGAAGUGAGGUUGUCGAACUUUCCCGUUUCGUUUCUUCAAUGAACCAGAUGUCCGUUUCAUCGAUUAAUGUACCGGAGUGCAAAGCAAGCGUGGAAGGCGAGGACAUCUCCAGGCUGGACUUUGAUGCGUGGCGGGAUUUGCUGUCCAAUUCGUUGACGUUGGCUGGUAUCACUGACGAGACUACACAAUUCGUUGUGUUUAAGGUAAAGGCUGGCCAGAAGCUGCUCGAACUGUUUCGAGCAACAGAAUCAACCACUGAUGCCCCUAACGAAAAAGCGAAGCCCUAUUCUAACGCAAUGUUCCGAUUGAAGAAGUAUUUUGCUUCUACUUCUGAUGUCAUGCUGCAGCGGAGGAAGCUUGCCCUCAUGACACAGAAUCACAGUGAAUCGGACCUAACGUUCAUCAGAAGAGUUAGUCUAGCGGCCAAACAGUGCGAGUAUCCGGAAGGGAAGCAGCUUGAAGAGGUCUUGAGUACUGUAGCGGAACAAGCGAAACAUAAGGAGGUAAGGGUUGCGGCUCUGAAGAUGAUGAGUCGUAAGGGAACACUUGCAGACUUCAUCGACAAGGUUCGGGAAAUUGAAACAAUACGCCUGAACGAGGAAUACGUCUCGAAGAAGCAAUCGGUGGUAUCUUCUGCAUCGGUGAAUGCAGUACAGGCGGUGGCUGGACCAUCACGCUACGUUCCGACCAGAACAACUCCAGCAUAUGGCAGAACACCAGUGCAACGAUCAAACAUCCGCGGUGGGCGUAUUCAACGACCAGUGAGAGGAAGCGUGGUCUGGCGUGGUUCAAGCUCGCGUAUCCCGGAGCGGUGCACUCGAUGCAAUAGCAUCUAUCAUGCUACGGAGAGGUGUUUUGCUGUUAACAUGACUUGUCAUAACUGCGGCGGCGUAGGUCACUUGCUGCGAGCUUGCAACUUGCCGGUGACGACGCGCGGUAAGGUUCAAGUUGGCCGCAAUCGAAAUGACGCAUUGGAAGUAGCAGCAGUGGGAACAAAACCGGAAGCGCAGCCUGAUGAGGAGAUUCCGCAGGAACCUGUAAGUGAAAUCAAAAAUUAAUAACGUUAUUCACCGGUGGGCUAUGACCAAUUGCUAUAUCGUUAAUUUUUUAUCCAUUAAUAAAAUGAAUUCGUUAAAUGUAUCGCAUUCAUUGAUUGGUUUCAUAUCUAAGACAAAUUUUCGAAGUAGCCCAUGCAGGUGAUAGUGAAUUGAGGAAGCUUCAACAACUAUUAUGAUUUUAGGUUAGCGAACCGGUUUCAAAACCAGAGGCUACAUCGACAACUAUGCACGACCAAGAUAGUAACAUCAUAACAGCAAUGGACAGCGAAUCUGUGUCGAUAUCAGCACCCACAUUAGCAGUGGCGUACGAGCCGACCGAUCAUGGCAUCAUUGAGGCGACGGUAGCGGGAAUGCCAUGUCAGUUCUUGAUUGAUUCGGGCGCUCAAGUUAAUACGGUGACAGAGUUGGUAUUUGAGCAAUUAAUCACAAAUGAGGAGUACAACGUGGGGGUUCACAAUAUUAAACAAGGAACCGAUCGCCCGUUGAAGGCCUAUGCAACGUUGAAUGGCAUAGACGUUUUGUGUACUUUCGAGGCUCUAUUGUACGUUUCGGAAGAUCGUCCAAAAUCGAUAGAGAAGUUUUAUGUUGUUAGAGAGUUCCGAUUGCUGCUAAGCAGAGCUACGGCUACCAGAUACAGCUUGCUACUAGUCGGGCUGAAGGUUCCUGUCAACCUCGGUGAUAUGCCAUAUGAUAGCGGCAACAAAUGGCAAGACAUAGCGUUCAUCUGUUCUGGAGCGACGUUUCCAAAAUUCAACAUUCCCGCCGUUCGGAUAAACUACGAUUCGACCAAACCUCCAUGCCGAAACAUAUACAUGAAUGUCCCUGUUGCAAUGAAAGAUGUUGUUGGACGAAGGCUGAGUGAACUGACAUCAGCAGGUAUAAUCGAGCGCGUUACAGAUGAGAUGAACACGUCCUUUUGUUCAUCAAUGCUCGUUGUGCCGAAAGGACCAAAUGAUUUCCGUCUGGUUGUUGACUUACGAGGUCCAAAUCGGUUUAUCCUUAGAACUCCGUAUGCAAUGCCAAGUCUUGACAAAAUUUUGGCAAAACUGGAAGGUGCAAAAUGGUUCUCCACCAUAGAUUUAUCCAGCGCAUUCUUUCAUAUUGAGCUACACGAGGACUCACGCCAUUUGACUAACUUCAUGACGGAAUUUGGAAUGUAUCGGAACAUUCGAUUACCUUUUGGCUUAUGCAACUCACCGGACAUAUUCCAGGAGGUAAUGGAGCGUACGAUACUGGAAGGAUGCGAAGGCGUGGUAAACUACCUGGACGACGUUUUGAUUUUCGGUGGAACAAAGGAAGAACAUGACAGGAAUCUGGCCAAGGUUCAAGCAAGGCUUAAGGAACACAACGUUCAGGUGAACACAUCAAAAUGCGCCUUCGGUAGCCAGAGCGUAAAAUUUAUGGGAUUCGAAUUGACAGAUGCUAGAUGGCGAAUUGAACAGGAGAAAAUCACUGCUAUCAAAAACUUCAAACGACCUACAUCGUGUUCGGAAGUAAAAAGCUUCCUUGGGCUAAUAACAUUUGUCGACAGAUUCCUGGUGGACAGAGCUACGAAGACAGAACGUAUGAGAACGCUGGCGAAUGCUGCCAAAUUUUAUUGGACCGAUGCCGAGGAAGCAGAAUUUACUGCUCUACAGACCGAUGCCAUACACGCGAUAAGGACUUUGGGGUACUUCAGCAAUACAGACAGGACUGAGCUUUUCGUCGACGCAUCCCCUGUUGGAUUGGGAGCCGUAUUGGUCCAGUACAAAUCAGAUGGAACCCCUCAAAUAAUCGCGUGUGCAUCAAAGGCACUGACUUCCACAGAACAAAAUUAUCCCCAAUCACACAGGGAGGCAUUGGCAGUGGUGUGGGGCAUUGAGCGUUUCACGUUCUAUUUGACCGGAAGAUCAUUUGUGGUAAGAACAGACGCAACAGCAAACGAAUUUAUCUACCACUCCAACUAUCGUAUUGGAAAGCGGGCAUUUGCUAGAGCCGAGGGAUAUGCGUUAAGGCUCCAGCCUUACGACUUCACGAUAAAGAGAGUUGAAGGACAAGAGAAUGUAGCAGAUGCAUUGUCGCGACUGGUUCGCGAUACCCAAAAUUCGGUUCCUUUCGAAGAAGACGAGGAAUCCCACGUACUCUGUACAUUGGAUGCAGGUUGCAUGGAGAUCACCUUGGGCGAAAUAGAAGGUUGUUCAGAGCAGGACGAGGAAUUGGAAAGUCUACGAUUUGCUUUGAGUCACAACAUUUGGCCUGAGGAAUUGCGUAAAUACGAAGCACACAAGAAAAACAUGCACACUCAUGGAGCAUUGAUGUGUAAAGAUGACCGCAUUAUUCUACCAAAGGUAUUAAGAUUUAUGUUUAUUAAUGUGUAUUUAAACUUAUUGCUAAUUCUACAUUUAAAGGUAUUAAGAGAAAAAGCUAUGGUUUCGGCGCACAGCGGGCAUAUUGGAGAAAUCGCUAUGAAGCGCAUCAUGCGCGAAUUUUUCUGGUGGCCAAAGAUGAGUUCCGAGACCGAGGCGUUCAUAAAAAACUGUGAAACAUGCGUCCUAUUAUCAAGGAAAAAUCCACCAGUACCCCUGGCGUCCCGUGAGCUUCCCGAAGGGCCAUGGGAAAUAAUUCAAAUAGACUUCCUUUCGGUCCCAGGAUUUGGAUCAGGAGAGUUCCUGAUUGCCGUGGAUACAUAUUCACGAUUUUUGGCGGUAAUCGAAAUGCAUCGUAUGAACGCUGAUGCUACAAACGCGGCUCUACAGGAUAUUUUCAAACGCUGGGGAUUGCCACUCAUUAUCCAGAGCGACAAUGGGCCCCCAUUUCAAAGCUCAGCUUUUUGUGAAUAUUGGGAAGACAAAGGUGUACGUAUACGUAAAUCGAUCCCGUUGAGUCCACAGUCGAAUGGACUGGUUGAACGGCAGAAUCAAUCGAUAAUUAAAACUCUAUCGGCGGCCAAAAUCGAUGGUAAAAAUUGGAGAAAAGCUCUGGAAGCAUUCGUACACAACCACAAUACGCUGAUUCCGCAUUCGAGGUUGAAUAUAACUUUAUUCGAACUACUCGUAGGAUGGAAGUUUAGGGGCACUUUUCCAAGUCUCUGGAGUGAAAUGACCGACAAAGACUUAGAUCGCAUCGACGUUCGGGAAUUAGAUGCAGACGCUAAGUUGGCUAGUUCUAAAUAUGCGGACCGUAAACGAGGAGCAAAAUCUUCAGAUAUACGCAUCGGAGAUAUCGUAUUUUUGAAACAACAGAAGAAAUGCAAGGCAGAUCCAACGUUUUCAUCAGAACGGUUUACAGUGGUAGCCCAAGACGGUCCAAAAAUGGUAGUUUCAAGCGGCAACGGAGUGCAAUAUGCAAGAAGCAUAAACGAUCUCAAGAAAGUUCCCGGUCCUCCGUCAGUUGGUGUAGCUACGGGCUUAGAAUCCGAUGACGACGAGAGAUCAGAUGAGACCGCCAAAACUGAUAAAGAACUGGAAAAGAACGACAAAGCAACACGUUCGGGUCUACGCAGAAGGGAAACGGUGAAAAAACCUUCUAGAUUCAACGACGACUUUAUCUACAGGGUUUAUCAAUGAAUUGAUGCAUUUGAAUUCGAUAUUUAAGAUGAUGAAUUGUUUGAGAAAGAAAUACAUGAACUGAAGCGAAUUAUUAUUUUUACAGCAAAUUUACCUACAUACCAGUU
This is a messenger RNA of Aedes albopictus (Asian tiger mosquito), 5501 nucleotides long. RefSeq lists its product as uncharacterized. Gene Ontology annotation, molecular function: nucleic acid binding; zinc ion binding. The record is from RefSeq and is a predicted model, not a curated record. The transcript has 2 exons. Lineage: Eukaryota; Metazoa; Arthropoda; Insecta; Diptera; Culicidae. Bases 527 to 1849 code for a protein of 440 amino acids.